CAUGGCUCAAACUGGCCUCUAGAGACCUCAGGAACAGAGGAAGCGCCAGCUGAAGCAAAGUGCCACGGUCAGUCCAGUUUCACUUUUGCACGUGCAGAGGAAGGAGCAACUCUCUCUCCCUUUCUUUAUAGGUACUGAGAUAUUCCAUACUGCUGAGUCUUCCAGCAGCAAAUGAAGAAUAUGUAUAUGUUCCUCCUUUCCACUUUAUAUUUGCUUUUGAAAUCCACUGGCACCAAAGAGGUUAUAUUUGGUCAUAAUAAUUUCACAGAAUAUCAAGUGGGCAACAUGAACCUGAUUCUCUCUGUCCCACACGGUGGGUCAAUGGAACCCAAAGACAUCCCUGAUCGAGAAGCUGCUUGUUGGGAUGCAAAGACAUCCUCUUGUAUUUUCUCUCAUGAGUGUCCUCCUGGAAGUAUCCAAAGUUAUAAGAAAUGCAAAGUGUCUACCAACCAAGACAGGUAUACUAUAGAGGUUGCUCAAGCUCUUGCUGAAGAAAUCAACAACAUUACUGGUGGCUUAUUCCCACAUAUCAUUAUAAACCACCUUCAGAGAUUCAAGAUGGAUGCUAACAGGGUAAAGGAAGAAGCCUGCUUUGGAAUUCCCCAAGCAGAACAGGCAUGGGAGGAAUACAUGGGAUUUUUGACCACUGCAAAAAGACAGAUGACAGAGGGCCUGAUUCUGGAUAUCCAUGGACAAGCACAUCCUGAACGAUGGAUAGAAUUAGGUUACACUCUUUCAAAAACUUCUCUUAACUCGGGGGACUUUUCUGCAUCGUGUUCCUCAAUUAGCCAUCUGGCCAGUCAACUAGUAAAUGUGUCUUCUCAGACUUUGGUUGCAGGGAACAGAAGUUUGGGUAAAUAUAUUGAAGAACAAGAUAACAGUCAUGUCUGUGUGCCUUCUCCAUCCAAUCCUAGCCCAAAUAAUGGGAGCUAUUAUAGUGGUGGAUACAUAACAAAGACUUUUGGUUCCCAUAGCUCUGGCACUGUUGAUGCCAUUCAGCUUGAACUACCCCAGUGGGUGAGAGCAGCUGAAGAACGUCCCAGAUUUUGUAAAGCACUAGCAAGGGCUGUAAUGAAAUUCUGGCAAACUAACUACUGCAGCCAGCACAACCGUGAAUUUCUGCUGUGCUGAAAGAUGCUAUCCUUUAAAGAUAGCUUUCCAUAAUAUAGUAAUGAUCUGGAACAAUGGAAAAGCUGAUACACUUGGAACAUUUAGGCCUGCAAUAUAAUUAUGGAUGAUGGUGGAAAGAAACUAACUUGCAAAGGAAUACAGAGACAUCUACAUAAAAUCCACAGCUAAUACCAAUAAGCCCAUUAAUACACAGCUUUCUACUACAUCCAGCAUUGAAAAGACUUCUUGAAAAUAAGUGGGUAUAUUUGGAAGUAUCAUUUGUCUGGUAUGCUGCUCUGUGCCUAAUUUCUUUCCAAUAGCAUUCUGUAGCACACAAUAAACUGUUCUUCUUAUAAUUGAAUUCUGUGCAGUGUUUUAGUAGAUGGUCUGUUCAAAGAAAUGAAGCAUCUCUGCUUUUCUUAUGAUACUUAAGACAAUAGGAUUGUCUUGUGUAAUAUAUUUUGGGCUGGGACCAGUUUCCAUUUGGUGUUUAUAAAGCCCUAGGAGCUGGAACUCUUCAAGUAAACAGUAACGUUGAGCAAUGACACCCAGUCUGAACU
Molecule: messenger RNA, 1670 nt
Organism: Pezoporus flaviventris
Lineage: Eukaryota; Metazoa; Chordata; Aves; Psittaciformes; Psittacidae
Exons: 2
Coding region: 172-1131 (319 amino acids)
Source: RefSeq, a predicted model, not a curated record